Molecule: messenger RNA, 1776 nt
Organism: Mandrillus leucophaeus (drill)
Lineage: Eukaryota; Metazoa; Chordata; Mammalia; Primates; Cercopithecidae
Gene: HMG20A
Product: high mobility group 20A
Exons: 10
Coding region: 401-1105 (234 amino acids)
Biological process (GO): regulation of gene expression
Cellular component (GO): nucleus
Source: RefSeq, a predicted model, not a curated record
UUUUCUGAAGGGACCGUGGAAAAUAUUUCAUUUUUCUCCUCACCGGAGCAAUUGUAAAUGCUGUGCGGUAAGAGGAGUUACCUGUGGAAAGGUGGUUAAGAGAUUAGAUGAAGAUGGCUCCAAGGAGAGUAAUGAUCUGGCUACCACUGGGUUAAAUCACCCAGAGGUUCCAUACAGUAGUGGCGCCACAUCAUCCACCAACAAUCCGGAAUUUGUGGAGGAUCUCUCCCAAGGUCAGUUGCUUCAGAGUGAGUCUUCAAAUGCAGCAGAAGGCAAUGAACAGAGGCAUGAAGAUGAGCAACGAAGUAAACGAGGAGGUUGGUCCAAAGGAAGAAAGAGGAAGAAACCUCUUCGAGACAGCAAUGCACCCAAAUCCCCUCUUACAGGAUAUGUUCGGUUCAUGAAUGAGCGUCGAGAACAGCUUCGAGCAAAGAGACCAGAAGUCCCAUUUCCAGAAAUCACAAGGAUGUUAGGCAAUGAAUGGAGUAAACUGCCUCCUGAGGAAAAACAGCGCUACCUUGAUGAAGCAGACAGAGAUAAGGAGCGCUACAUGAAGGAACUGGAACAGUAUCAGAAAACUGAGGCCUACAAGGUCUUCAGUAGGAAAACCCAGGACCGUCAGAAAGGCAAAUCUCAUAGGCAAGAUGCAGCCCGGCAGGCCACUCAUGAUCAUGAGAAAGAAACAGAGGUAAAGGAACGGUCUGUUUUUGACAUCCCUAUAUUUACAGAGGAAUUCUUGAACCAUAGCAAAGCUCGGGAGGCAGAGCUCCGCCAGCUUCGCAAAUCCAACAUGGAGUUUGAGGAGAGGAAUGCAGCCCUGCAAAAGCACGUGGAGAGCAUGCGCACAGCAGUGGAGAAGCUGGAGGUGGAUGUGAUCCAGGAGCGGAGCCGCAACACAGUCUUACAGCAGCACCUGGAGACCCUGCGGCAGGUGCUGACCAGCAGCUUUGCCAGCAUGCCCUUGCCUGGAAGUGGAGAGACACCUACAGUGGACACCAUUGACUCAUAUAUGAACAGACUGCACAGUAUUAUUUUAGCUAAUCCCCAAGACAAUGAAAACUUCAUAGCUACAGUUCGAGAAGUUGUGAACAGACUUGAUCGUUAGGGAAUGGUCUUAGAGCUCCAAGAUGUUCCAUAAGUGUUUUUACUUGUAAGGAAUGAGAAGCCAUCCAUGGAAAUUUGAACUGAGUGGGGGUGGAAAAAGAGUGCAGAUCCCUUUGCUUGUGAAAGAAUUUUCAGUGAGUGAAAGGCCGUCACCCCAGGAAGCCAUAUGAAGGAGCAGCAACAUGUAUAUGAGCUUCCUAUGGAAUUGUCCUUCUGUGAAACUUUGAAGGUAUGCAGCCACUCUCCCAGGUCUUCAGGUUCCUACCAUUUCCAUUUCUGUUAAAGUGGAGCUGCAUAUCUUCAGCUUACUGGGUGACCCUGAUGCUGACAUCUGCUGCUGCAGAAAGGAAGACUUCUCAUGUUGUAAUUUCACUUAGACCCUUUUAUCAGUGGAGCUCCAGUUUUCUUACCUACUUGUCACUUUUUUAAAUGCCUCUGGGGGUUAUUUUUGCUUUUCUUGGCCCCCACCAAUUUAUACAUCUCCAUUUUCUGACCUCUGAACUUUGUUGCUCAGCAAGGUUCUGAAGGAGAGUUUCUUGCAUUAGACAGCCCCAAUCUUCUCCCAUCAUUGCCCUACUGUGACUCCAAAGAAAGGAGCUUCUUGUUGAUAGUGCCAUGUGGAGCAAGGCUAUGUUUCCUACCCCACAUGGUGCUCAGUGGGUACCAGUCUUA